This is a messenger RNA of Diabrotica virgifera virgifera (western corn rootworm), 12321 nucleotides long. Its product is annotated as amidophosphoribosyltransferase-like. The transcript is spliced from 10 exons. The record is from RefSeq and is a predicted model, not a curated record. The coding region runs from base 144 to 1694 and encodes 516 amino acids. Lineage: Eukaryota; Metazoa; Arthropoda; Insecta; Coleoptera; Chrysomelidae. Gene Ontology annotation, molecular function: amidophosphoribosyltransferase activity. Gene Ontology annotation, biological process: purine nucleobase biosynthetic process; purine nucleotide biosynthetic process.
GUUCAAUGGAUUUACAUAGGCGCGCUCAAUUAGUUUUUAGAGUAAAAUUAUUUUUAUUGUAAACUCGUAUUUUCUUCAAUGAUUUGUUGUUGUAGAUAUCAACACGUGGUUUUUGAAUUUAAAUAUUCAAAUUUCGUGGUGAAAUGGAAAACCAAGAAAUUGAAUGUGUUGAGUGGAAAGAUAGACGUAUAAAUAGAGGAAAAACAGACACAGGACUAACACACGAAUGUGGAGUAUUUGGUGCUAUUGGUAAUGAAAAGUGGCCAUGUAAUUCCGAAAUCGCUCAAUUUAUUUGUAUAGGCUUGGAAUCCCUUCAACACAGGGGUCAAGAAUCCACUGGUAUUGUUACCAGUGAAGGUAAUAAUGAUUACCAUGUCCAUAAAGGUAUGGGCUUGGUUAGACAUGUAUUUAGUAACGACAGUAUUUCAAAAUUACAUGGAUUCCAAGGGAUAGGUCAUACAAGGUAUUCCACAAGUGCAAAAUCUGAACAAGUAAAUUGUCAACCGUUUGUUGUACAUUCCAUGCAUGGUGCCUUGGCAGUAGCUCAUAAUGGAGAGCUAGUAAAUGCUGCAGUAUUAAGAAAACAGGUACUAGACCGAGGAGUGGGUCUGUCGACACAUUCCGAUAGUGAACUAAUAACUCAAGCCUUGUGCCUUAAUCCACCAGAAGGCGAAGUUAACGGUCCGGAUUGGCCUGCUAGGAUUCGUCACUUAAUGCAAUUGGCACCCUUGAGUUAUUCUCUCUGUUUGAUGCUGAAAGACAGAAUCUAUGCCGUGAGGGAUCCGUACGGAAACAGACCUCUAUGUUUGGGUGUAAUUUUAGCGCCCGGUCAAGAAAUGAUGAACGGGUUACGGGGAGAUAUUCAACCGGAGGGUUGGGUGGUGUCUUCGGAGUCCUGUGCAUUUAUGUCUGUAACAAGGUAUUUGCGUGAGGUCCAACCAGGCGAAAUAGUGGAAAUGACUCGUAAUGGACUAAAAACCAUCGACAUAGUGCCUCCACCAGAAGGAAAGCUUCCUGCAUUCUGUAUUUUUGAGUAUGUUUACUUUUCUAGGCCCAAUAGUUUCUUUGAAGGGCAAGAGGUUUAUACUGUUCGUGUCCAUUCUGGAAUGCAGCUGGCGCUGGAACACCCUGUAGACGCUGAUAUUGUUGGAUCUGUGCCAGAGUCGGGUAAUGCUGCUGCAUUUGGGUAUUCAAAACAGUCAAAUAUUCCUUUGGGGGAGUUGCUGACAAAAAAUACUUAUGUAGGAAGGACUUUUAUUCAACCAAAUAAUCGGAUGAGGCAAAUGAAUGUAGCUUUGAAGUUUAGUCCCAUAUUACGAAAUGUGAAAGGCAAACGGAUCAUCCUUAUAGACGACUCUAUCGUACGAGGAAACACAGUAGGGCCAAUUAUUAAGCUUCUGCGCAGGGCCGGUGCCAAAGAAGUACAUAUUAGAGUUGCCAGUCCUCCUCUGAAAUAUCCCUGUUACAUGGGAAUAAAUAUACCUACCAGAGAAGAACUGAUCAUGAAUAAAUUGAAAAAUACGACACAGUUUGCCGAACAAGUUGGUGCAGACAGCAUCGAAUAUCUUAGCGUAGAUGGAUUGGUAAAGGCAGUUCAAAAAGAAAUCUAUGUGCCGCACAGGAAAACGGGACACUGCACCGCAUGUUUGACAGGGGAUUAUCCCGGAGGCCUUCCUGAAGAGUUAAGCUGGUAAAUCAGCUAAGAAAAAUUAAAACGAAUCUAACCUAAUAGAAUUAAGAGCAAUAAUAGUAUUAUAGGUUUAGGAGUUUUUAUUAUAUACACCUAAAAGGUACUAGAUUUUAAAAUUUUCUUUGUUUAAAUGUCUUCGUCUGAGAACACCCUAAUAAUAUAUGGUUCGUAUAGUAUAAAUACCGUUGCAGGUCAUCCGCGUCAACACAAAAUUCAAUCGUAGGUCUGUUCGUUUUUAGAUUCGUUUAGCCUAGUACACAAUAAUUACAGCCACUAUACUAAUGUCAAAAUAAAGAUGCACUAGCAAUAAAUAAACCAAGACACGUUGAAUGUUACGAGGAGAACUCUCGAAUUAGUAUGUACAAUGUAUAAACUUUGUAAAUCAUUAUUUGGGAUUUACAAUGUAUAUACAUUGUAGAUCAGGAUUUGGGAGUGCUCCUUGUAACGUUAUUUCUCUUGUCUGUUUACUUCUAGUGCAUGUUUAUUGUGAUUUUAGUAUAGACAUAUUUUAUUAUAUUAUCUAUACAUCAUCAUUCUCUUUGCCUUAUCCCUAUGCGUUUCUCCACACAAUUCUAUCUUGGGUCAUAUCAAUGUUAAUCCCCUUUACCAACAUGUCCUGCCUUAUCGUCUCCCCCCAGGUCUUCUUUGGUCUUCCUCUCCUACUCCUUCCAGGAAUCUGCACUUCAGCUAUUCUUCGUAUUGGGUGAUUAACGUCUCGACGUUGAACAUGACCAAACCAUCUUAACCUAUGCUCUCUCAUUUUGGCAUCAAUUGGUGCCACACCUAGACUUCCCCUAAUAUACUCGUUUCUAAUUUUAUCCUUCUUUGCCACUCCACUCAUCCAUCUAAGCAUUCUCAUUUCCGCCACAUGCAUUCGUUGUUCCUCUUUCUUCUUCACUGCCCAACAUUUAGUUCCGUGCAUCAUAGCCGGUCUUAUGACUGUUUUAUAGAAUUUUCCCUUCAGCUUCAUUGGAAUUUUUCUGUCACAGAACACACCAUUCGCUUCUUUCCACUUCAUUCAUCCAGCCCUAAUUCUACUGCAUGCAUCUCCAUCUAUUUCUCCAUUACUCUGUAAUACCGAUCCUAGGUACUUAAAACUAUUGCUUUUCACAAUCAUUUCACCAUCCAAAGAUACCAUUUUAUUUGUAGUAACUCCAUCUUUAAAUGAACAUUCCAAAUACUCUGUUUUUGUCCUACUAAGUUUUAAACCUUUUUCCUCCAGAGCUUGUCUCCACUGUUCCAGUUUUGUUCUAAGUCUCUUUCACUAUUUCCUGUUAACACUACAUCAUCAGCAUACACUAGGCACCAUGGAAUACUACCCUGUAGUUUCGCUGUUAUCUGGUCCAAAACUAAUGAGAAUAAAUAAGGACUAAGCACCGAGCCUUGGUGCAAUCCUACUUUCACCUGAAAUUUAUCAGUUUCUCCCAAACCUGUCCUAACACUAGUCGUUACUCCCUCAUACAUAUCUCUCACAAUCUUUACAUAUUCGCCAGGGACUCCUUUCUUAUUGAGAGCCCACCACAGAAUCUCUCGAGGAACUCUAUCAUAUGCUUUCUCAAGAUCAAUGAAUACCAUAUGAGCGUUGGUCUCCCAUAUUUUCAUGGUGUAGCUAAGUAGUUUUAUAGCCCUGUAGUUUGUGCAUUGUUGUAUGUUUCCCUUGUUUUGUAGACAGGUACUAAUAUACUGCUUCUCCAUUCGUCUGGCAUUUGUCUAACUUCCAUAAUUCUGUUAAAUAGACCUGCUAGCCAACUUAUUCCUGUCUCUCCCAAUGCUCUCCAUACUUCCCCAGGAAUAUCAUCUGGUCCUACUGCUUUUCCUUUCUUUAUUUUUUGAAGAGCUUGAGCCACUUCCUCGUUUGUUAUUCUGGUAACCAUUGCUGUUACUGUCUCCGUUAACUCGACAGGCUGUCUGUCAAAUUCUUCAUUUAAUAAACUGUCAAAAUAAUUUCUCCGUCUCUUUUUGACAUCCUUUUCGUGAAUUAGUAUUUUAUUAUUUUCAUCUCGGAUACAUCUAAUCUGAUUAAAAUCUCUUGCUUUCUUUGCUCUCUGUUUGGCUAUUUUAUAUUUCUUUGCUUCGUCUUCCCUGGUAUCAAGUUGAUCGUAUAGGUUUGAAUACGCUUCUGCUUUAGCUUUUGCUACUGCUACUUUCGCUUCCUUUUUGGCGACCAUAUAGUUUUGAAGAUCUAUAUCCGAUCUGGUUUCUUGCCACUUUUUAUAUAAUUUUCCCUUCUCUUUUAUUUUUCCUUGUACUUCAUUUGACCACCACCAAGUCUCUUUAUCCUCAAACUUCUUUCCUGGCGUUUUCCCAAGUAUUUCAAUAGCCGUCUCUCUAAUAAUAUUGGCCAUUUUUCUCCAAAUUUUGUUAGGGCUUAUUUUCAUGUUCCAACAUAUUUUUUCUACUAUUCUUUCCCUGAGUAGACCUUCCUUCUCAUCUUUUAGCAUCCACCACUUGAUUUUUUGUGGUCCUCUCCGAUAUUUUUGUUUAGUUUCGUUUUUUACUUCUAUGUCCAGAACAAGCAGCUUAUGUUGUUGGCUUACUGUCUCACUAACUAUUACCUUGCAGUCCUUGCAUUCACGUAUGUCUUCUUUCCUUAUCAUGAAGUAGUCUAUUUGGGAUUGAUGUUGUCCACUUUUGUAGGUAAUAAGUUGAGUUUCUCUCUUUUUAAAGAAUGUGUUAACAAUCGCCAUAUCCAAUGCUGUUGCUAAUUCUAGCAUGUCAUCUCCAAUCUCCAGCUUCAUUUCUAGUUCCACAGCCUAAUCCUCCAUGUAUUGUUUGAUAUCCUGUCUUGGCUUGGCCCACAUGUGCAUUGAAAUCACCUCCAUUUAUAACUUUCUCCUAUGCUGGAAUAUCACUCAGUACGUCUCCUAAUUGGUCAUAGAAAGCUCUUCUUUCAAUCUCACCCAGACCUGUUUGAGGAGCAUACACACACAACAUUCAAUACCUCUUUAUCAAUUACAAAUUUCACUAUCAGCAAUUAUACCAACUCCAUUUCUAGCGUUACUACUCCCUACAUACCACAAUUGAUAUCCAUCGCCUAGUUCUUUCGCCCUUUGUCCUUUCCACCUAGUUUCUUGAAUACAAGCAAUUUGAACUCUUUUUCGUUUGAGCGCAUCCACUAACUCCAGACUCUUACCUGUAAGACUACCAAGAUUCCAAGACCCUAUCCUGAUUUUUCUAACCUGUAAUGGUGUUCCCCCUGAGAUAGCCCUCACCCGGAGAUCCGAACGGAGGCUCAUUUUAGUUCCGCAACAUUUUACCUCAGGAGAUGCCAUCAUUUCAGUAUAAGUUUUUAUUGCGUUUGGAGAAGGUCUUUUCAUUAUUAUGGCCUGAAAAGAUUUUUUGGAUAUUUGAUGCCUGAAUGCCUUUUCUAUCAGCACCAUACCCUGCCCUGCACGUUUAGCCAAUACACCACCAAUGCAACCAAAGUGCAGUAUUACCCCACACCCGCCUGCAUUUUUCUGUAUAGGCCAGGAUCCCUACUGUAAGGACUGCCCUAUAAGCCAAUGUAUUGUUGCCCGUAUCCCGCCACUAGGAGGCACGUACUUUAUUCGGGAUACCGUAUUAUAUUAUGUAUAGACGUAGAAAUAAUAUUUAAAGAUUUCUAUUAAUGUUAACUUAAAGAAAUAUACCAUAAUUUGUUUAAUUUAAUUUGUAUAAAUGGAUUUAGUGAUCAAAAGAAAGUGACAUUUUGGCAUUAAUUGGUAACACUUAUUUGACAGCUGUGUUGUUGACACUUUAUAUUUGUUUUUAUUAUUUACUAUAAAUAUUUGUUGUUUUAUUAUAUUUAUUAUUUUUGUUAUAUUUAUUGUUUUUAUUAUUUACGUUAACGUAAGGUUAUUACUUAAUUAUUGUUUUUGUAUUUCUAAUGUUUUUAUUUAUUUACAUUGAAUAUUGAUUUGUUUUGUUGUAUAAUCCACUUCUGCAAUAAUUAUGUGAAACACUUGAUUUAAAAUGAAGUCAGGAACUUUUUUGUAAUUUGGCAACAAUGUGAACUUAGAUCUCGGACGUAGAUAAUGACGUGUAACGGCAUUUAUACUGUACCAACCAUAAAUGAGGCCCCUAGAACACAACGAGUGUAAGUGAUAUUUUUUAGGAAAUUGGAUUAAAUACAAAAAUGGACUCUCAAACACAUACAAAACAUAGUGGCCUAAAACUUUCUACAUAAACUAACAAUAAAAUGAUCAAAAAUGACAUGUCAUUGAAAACAUACUAGGUAGUGCCUACCUAGAUUUUUAAAUUUGUCUAGAACUUUGAACAAAGUUUUCUCAAAAUUUAUCACUUACACCCCCGUGUUCUAAGGGCCUUAAAUAAGUUAUUGCCUCUUAUAUUUAAUAAAAACUUAAAUAGUUUUAAUUUUAUAGUCUAGAAAAACGUGGGGAAAUUUCAGCCCAUGUACCAUAUGUGGCGUUUUCUUAAGUAGUGUAUAUGCAAUUUAUAAUGUAAAUAGGAAAAUAUCUGAAAAUAGUAACAUGAAACUACUUUUUUUAGUUCUAAAGGUACACGUCAGAAAGCUGAAGUAUACUACAGUGCUAGUCAAAAGUCCGUACCCCUCCUCGUAUCUUUUGAACGGUUAUACCUAUAAUAGUGAAAUUUGGAGGGAGGAAAUAAACGGAAGUAAGCUUCUUGACUAGUCAUGACAGGUGACGUAAUAGUGACAGAUGACGUUACAGAGCCUCUGUGGUCGAUAAUUUUAAAUGGGACCUUAUGGCAAGUGAUCACUCGUUUGAAGGGUAUUCAAAAUACCUAUUCAGUCAUACUAAUCUUUUUGGGUUUAAGUUGAUUUUGAUUUUGGUAAAUAAAUUAAAUAAAUAUUAUAUUGUAGUUUCGCAUUUAAUUAAUAAAAAUUCAAAUAUCCGCCUAUGGUUUUUUUGUCAAAAAAGUUGACGUUUUUCAAUUCUCUAGUAGUUUUUACGUCAACGUCAACCUUUUUGACAAGUAAUCAUAGACGGAAUUUUGAAUUUUUAUUAAUUAAAUGCGAAACUACAAUUUUAUAUUUAUUUCAUUUAUUCAUCAAAAUUAGCUUAAACUCACUAUGACUGAAUAGGUAUUUUCAAUACCUUUCAAACGAGGUAUCACUUGCCAUAAGAUCCAAUUUAAAAUUAUCUGUCACAGUGGCGCUGUAAAGUCAUCUGUCACUAUUACGUCACCUGUCAUGACCAGUUAAGAAGCUAGGAGCGGCUAAAGAUACAGUGCGGCUCCCUAAUUUGCGCGUGCGUGUCCUCAACUCCAACGUUGCCGUUUCCGAGAUAGUUUGAAGGACAAACAACGUUUGAAGAUAAUUUAAUUACGUUGAGAAACAAGAAACGCGUCUAACUUAACUUCAAUUGUAUUUUGUAUUUGUCACUGUCACAUCUUUGAUCGGAUUAUUGGAUAUUCGAUUUAUUUUUAUAUUUUGGAUAUUUGGAUCUAAGUUGGUUAUGUAUGUCCUGUUUUAUUCAUUAAAAAGGAUUCCUAAAUAAAAGUUUAUUCUCAGAUACAGAUUAUGCAUGGUUUGACCCAAAUCAAUAUGAAACAAGGACAUUUAUUGAAGCUAUAAAUAUAAUUUGUAAAUAAUUUUAAACUGUUAAUUACAAGAAUCACAUAGACAUUCUUUAUAAUUAUUAAUUUAGACAUUUUUGUGUGGAAAUAAAUAUUUUUAGUAGGUAUAGAUAUAUAAGAUGUAAUUUCAAUUAAUUUGAAUGCACAAAUAUGCUUGUGAAAUUGUGGAAAAGCUUAGGAUUUGUUAAAAUUCUGGAUUAAAAAGUACAGUUCAAUUCAACAGAUAUAACAUAAUAUACGUAUGGCAUUAACAAUAUAAACAGGUUAAUACAAUAAAACAAAGGUUUUUGGAAUUUUAAUCCUUUAUUAUUUAGAUAUAGGGCCGGUACUUUAUGGACAUUAACCGGGGUUUAAUCAGGACAGAAAUGUAUGCAUAGCAUAGACAUAAACACAAUUGUACUUAUUAUUAUGAUUAGGAGUGCGAAAUUGGAAAACCAAGGUGAGGGAUAGGAAGCUGAUUCUGGAACAGGUCAAGACCCACCAUGGGUUGCGGAGCCAGUGAUGAUGAUAUUAUGAUUAUACAUGAUAUUACAACGCAAGAGGCCCAAAGAGGUACUUUUCUGUCCCGAUUAGCUAACCGAGGUUUAACGGGGACAUAAGUCCCAUAAUCUAUAAAGUUUUGAGCCAAAAGUAUGUAUUACACUUUCAUUUUCAUGUCAUCAGCAUUUGUUUAUUUAAACAUACUGUCAAAAAAUUAAUAAAAAAAAACACCAUAAAGCUAAUUUUUCUAUUAUUAUUUUUGUCCUUUAAAAUAACUUCCUUGUUCAUACAUUUUUUCUAGUUGUGGAAGGCCUUUUAACAGAAUGAGAUAUAAAAUAAAUUUUAAAGGAUACUCAAAAUCAAACACCAAUAUCAUGUAUUUAUAAAUUGCUAAUAAUAAAAUACUUAAAAUCAAAUCAGUCACCAAUAUAAUAUACCUAUUUAUUUAUAAAUUUAUUAAUAAACUGCAGUCCAAUAAAAAUAAAAUUAUCAAGAAAAUUAUCAUCAAAACAUUCUAAAUUUCAUGUUUUUUGCAUAUACUUCGAAGAAUAUUCUCGGACCAAAUAUACCACAUUCAUGUAUGUAGUUACUUAGAAUAUUCGUAAAAGUUUAUUCUUGGAAUAAACCUUUUAGGCUAUUGAUUAUGUUCAAAAUAAGAGAACUAAAAGGAACUACAACGUUAACGGGAUUUUAUUGUCUCAUAUCUGUCUCUAAAUUAGAAAAAACCAUGGAUGGAGUGCUACCAUUGAAAUGAGUGAGUUUUUGAGAAAGGGGUGAAUUAGUCCCUAGUCACAGGGCGAAUUAGGGUGAGUUCUAUGCACUUUUGAUAUAAACACAUCUACAGGAAAAUUGUUCCAGGUUAAAUUUACUAUCCAAACAUCACAUUUUAAAGUCAAAAAUAUUUUUUUUUACAAAAAUAAUAUAUUCAAAAUAAAAGCAAGAAAAAAACACGAAAGAAAGCAAUUUUGUUUUUAGCCCCAUAACUAUUUUCCACAGGGAUAUAGGUAUAGGCAUUGCUUUAGCGAAAAAUAACUUCCAUCCUUCCUCUUUAAAAUGAAGUUUGGUAAAAUUCUCUAAGAUUUAUAGUUUCCGAAAUAGGAUUUUUCUAAGUUUGCCGCUCACAGCAUUUUUGGGCAAUUUUCCCCAUUAUUUCGCAAACAUUGUUCUGUAACUAUUUCGUGCGCAUUUCUACGUAUAUACAAUAGUAGAAAGAGAAAUUAAUUACCUUUAAAAUAGUCUAUUGUAUAAGUUUAUUUAUACAGCUCUUUCUAAGGAAGUUAUGCUUUUUCAAAUUUCUCAUUAUGACUUUUUUUCUUGUACGUUUAAGUAUAUACAUUGUGGAAUAAAAAAGCUUAUUUUCUUUACUUUAAAAUGGUGUAUUGCAAAAAAUUCUAGGACAAUUCUUAAACACGAUAUCCGUAGGAUAUCCAAGAGUAUCCGUAAUUUGAGAAAAAUUUUAAAUUUUUUUUAUUUUUUUCAAUUAGAAAAAUAUGAUUGCAUAUUAUAUCAUAAUUUUUUUUUUUCAUAAAGUUAAUAAUAAAAAAGUUUUCCAUAGGGUUCCAAUCUUGUUUAAAAAUAGUCCCAGAAUUUUUUACGAUACACCAUUUUAAAGUAAAUAAAAUAAGCUUUCUUUUUUAUUAGACAAUAAUAUACCUACCAAUUAUAUACCUACAUAUACAAUAAAAAAAGUUAUAAUGAGAAAUUUAAAAAUAAUCGUAAAAUAUAUCAAAAAUCAUUAAAAGUAUAAAACUUUUUAAAGGUAAUUGACAUUUUUUCCUAUUAAAUGUAACAUUGCAUAUACCUAAAGCUACGUAGAAAAAAGUUACAGAACAAUGUUUGAGAAGUAACAAGGAAAAUGGGCCAAAAUCGCUGUGAGUGGCGAACUUUGAAAAAUCAUAUUUUGGAAAUCAUAAAUCAUAGAGACUUCUACUAAAUGUCAUUUUAAAGAGUAAGGAUUGAAGUUUUUUUUCUUGCUUUUCUUUUGAAUAUAUUUUUGUAAAAAAAAAUAUUUUUAACUUUAAAAUGUAAUGUUUCGAUAGUAAAUUUAACCUGGAACAAUUUUCCUGCAGAUGUGUUUGUACCAAAAGUGCAUAGAAAUCACCCUAAUUCGUCCUGUGCCUAGGGAUUAAUUCACCCCUUUCUCAAAAACUCACCCCUUUAAAUGGUAGCACUCCGCGGGUUUUUCAUAUUUAAAAGUCCAUUGACUAUAUGAAACAAUAAAACCCCGUUAACGUUGUAGUUCCUUUCUAAAAUACAUAAUCAAUAGUCUAUUUAUCGAAUAUUGAAUAUCGAAUCUACCAAGAACAUGAAAUUGUUAUGUGGGAACCAUUUAGGCUUGAGUUAAAUGGAGAAUAAUCUUUUAAAACAAACACACACACACACAACAUUUAGUUACACUAGAUUUGCUCCUGGUUGAAAAUGUAGGUACUGCCACAGCUUGUUCGAUUAAAUAACAGCAUCCUCCUUUUCCAGUAUUUCAAUCUUUUCUCUAUUAACAACUGCAAUAUUAUGUAGAAGUAUACAAGCUGAUAUUAUUCUUCAAACAAAAGGUAACUUGCAUCUCAUUUCACAUACUAAUAUGGGGAAUCUUUUCUGCAUAAAAUACCAAAUAUUCUUUCUAUAACAAUUCUUGAGGCAAUUUGUGAUUGAUUAUACAGCACUUCAACUACUGUCUGACUGAAGAUUCUGCAAUGGUGUCAUUUUAUAUACCCAUAAUAUGCAAAAGUAUUUAAAAACUUCUAAACCUAAAAUAGCACUUCCAUAUUGUAUGAUGGUUAUGUUGUUCUUUAACUGACAAAAUAAUUAAAUUCAACGUUUUACUCUUUUCAAUGAUCUUAUAUUUUCUUAAUACCCUUUUACAGGUACAGGUAAAACCUUAGACAACUUGUCUAAGGGUAAAACAAAAUAGAAUUUUAUUUUUAUAGGUUAUUUUUAUAUUUACAUUACAAAAAUAUUAUGUCAUUUGUCAAAAUAAAAGAUUCCUUGCAAGGAGCUAGCAUUUUGAAUUUCCCGGCGAUGUCAAUGUGUAAACAACAUGACAACGUUGUAAAUAUUUUGACGCAUGCGCAAAGUAGGGAGCCGCACUGUAUCUUUAGGCGCUCCUUAAGAAGCUUACGUCCGUUUAUUUCCUUCCUCCAAAUUUCACUAUUAUAGGUAUAACCGUUCAAAAGAUACGAGGGGGGUACGGACUUUUGACUAGCACUGUAUAAUAAAUUUUAAUUUUUUUAUUCUCGCUGUAAUUUCUUUUAACUCAUGUAGAGGUCUUCUGCAUAUUCCUGUAAUUUGAUCGAUCCUUCUUGUUGGGGAUCUUUCUUGUGAUCUUCGUAAAAGCCUUUCCUUGUAAAAUAAGUAUUUUUGUUUUCUGUGUUUGCUCUCAUCAUGAUACUAUAAAUAACGAGAUAGUAUCUUCCCGUAGCUCAAAAUACGUCCGAGUUCGCGCAUGAUGACGUAACUGGAGACCGGAAGUUGAAUUUGAAUUCUUGUUAAAAUUAAAUGGGAUCUGUAUGCAUUCUGUGAUGAAAUUAUUCAAUUAGCAACAUAACAUUAAACUUCAAUGUAUUCGAAAAACAUUUAGUGUCGAGAUUCCUGUCAAAAUAACUGACAUAAAUAAAAUAUAAAAUACACUUAGCUUACAACCGCGAACAAUUCAAACUAAUUGGACAUUACGAAUUAUUACGAGCCAUUACGAACUUGCCGGUCUCCAGUUACGUCACGACUUCAGGAUGUGCAUUAUAUUAUCUUGUUAUUUAUAGUAUCAUGUUUCUCAUGACAUGUCCAAAGUAUUUUAAUUGUUGGAGAUGGACUUUACUGGAGAGUCGUUGGCUAACUUUUAGCUCUCUUAAAAUUAAAUUAUUUAUCCUACGGUCGCCCCAAGGAUUCGUAACAUUCGUCUCCAACAGAACAUUUCAGUGGCGUCUAACUUUCUUCUUUCCGAUUGUUUCAGGGUCCAAGAUUCACAUCCGUAGGUCAGCAUUGGGAAUAUUAAGCAGUUGAUCAACCUCAUCUUUAGCGCUCUUAAAAUUUGACAGUCCUCCCAUAUUUUGGUCAUUUAUGCUGUGGCAACUUUUGCUAGAUCACAUCUACGUUUAAUCUCCCCCUGUAGUGACCCUGUGUUUGUGAUCAAUGAUCCCAAAUAUAAGUAUGAGCUCACAACCUCAAACCGGUCAAUUGUGGUUAUGUGUGCAUGAUUAUUAUGUAGUCUAUCCACUAUCAUUAUCUUUGUCUUUGAUAUGUUUAAUUGCAGACCAAAUAUUUGACUUUUGUUUUCGACUAGUCAUAUAUUUUCAUUAUGUGGGCAAAAGAUGAUCUUGAUAGUGUAUAUUGGUGCUGUUAUAUUUUCUAACAAUUUUAUUGUCGAACUUUUCUUACUAUUGUAUACGGGUACUGAAAUAAAAACUGUUUUUUGUCUGUUACUGAAUUAUUAAAAGUUCGACAAAGUAUAAUGUAGAUCUGUUUCUUAAUAUUGUUUAAAUUAUUUAUACUUUAUUAUUAACUAGUACUUACAUAAAAUGUUUAAUAUAAGUACAGUACAAAAAUUAAAUAUUAAUUUUUGUAAAAUUGCUUUUAUCAAUAAGAUAACUGAGUAAGUCAGAAAAUAUAUUAUUUUAAAUAUA